AUGGUGAAAAGAGGCGGUAACAAGAGGAAGAUUCCUAUGGAGAAGAUCACGAAGAAAGAAUCACUCGCGACUGCUUUCACCAAAAGGAGUUACGGUCUUUUCAGUAAAGCCUCGCAACUCUGUCUUCUCUCCGACGCACAAAUAGCCGUUUUAGCGACUCCUCCUUCUUCGCAUUCACAUGUCUCCUUCUUCUCCUUUGGCCACUCUUCCGUAGAUUCUCUCGUCUCGGAUUUUCUCAAGGGAAAGCGUCCUCUUCCUGUGGCUCGAGAAGAGACGAGGGAGGAAGACAUUGGUGUCAUCUUGGCUCGUAAAGAUUUGGGUUUAGGGUUGUGGUGGGAGGACGAAGUUCUUGCCAAAUCGGAGAAUCCUCAAGAAUUGAACGACGCUAUGAAAUCCAUGUCGACUCUGUUGAGAAAAUUCAAGGAGUUGCGUUCGGGAGAAGCUUUAAGAUCAAACCCUAACUCGGAUCAAACCCUAAUUCCUCAAUCUGACAACGAGAAGAGCGAGACGGAUCAAACCCUAAUUCCUCAAACCCUAAUCCCUGAUGAUGAUUUGCCUGCAAAUUUCAACGAGAACACUGAAGAGCAGAGUAAGAUAGUUGCGAUUUGUGAAAGCUUUCGUGUUACGGAGGUGAAGAAUAACAUUAACAACAACAACGACGACAAGGAUUUAACUGGAAGCUUGGACGUUGGGUACGAUCAAGAAGUGGAUAUUGAUCAGUUAAUAGAUUUCGACAUGGCUUUUGAUGCUUCAGCCUUCGAUGAUUGCCUUUUCGAGGGUACUCAGGAGAACACUACAGAGUUCUGA
This is a messenger RNA of Eutrema salsugineum, 807 nucleotides long. Its product is annotated as agamous-like MADS-box protein AGL97. Bases 1 to 807 code for a protein of 268 amino acids. Gene Ontology annotation, molecular function: protein dimerization activity; DNA-binding transcription factor activity, RNA polymerase II-specific; RNA polymerase II cis-regulatory region sequence-specific DNA binding. Lineage: Eukaryota; Viridiplantae; Streptophyta; Magnoliopsida; Brassicales; Brassicaceae. The transcript has a single exon. Gene Ontology annotation, biological process: positive regulation of transcription by RNA polymerase II. The record is from RefSeq and is a predicted model, not a curated record.